Messenger RNA from Meira miltonrushii, 3516 nucleotides. Its product is annotated as RhoGAP-domain-containing protein. Gene Ontology annotation, cellular component: cytoplasm. The coding region runs from base 1 to 3516 and encodes 1171 amino acids. The record is from RefSeq and is a predicted model, not a curated record. Lineage: Eukaryota; Fungi; Basidiomycota; Exobasidiomycetes; Exobasidiales; Brachybasidiaceae. The transcript has 3 exons. Gene Ontology annotation, biological process: signal transduction; regulation of GTPase activity.
AUGGCAGCUGUUGCCUCUUCCUCACCACGAACGGGAGAAUUUGGCUUCCAUAAGCAAGCAGGUGCUCAAGAUGGCAUCUUACCUUUACACUAUCAUGCAGGAGGCUCAGAGCCGGUAAACGCAUCGAAUGAAGAUGGAGGCGCUCCAUUGGAUGGCUUUCCUGCAGAUGAAGAGCUUCCAGAGCCAAUCUGUGGAGGAUGCAAAAAGAUGAUCGAUGAGGAAUCUGCAGAUGCUGGUGUCAUUCAUUUUGCUACUCAACUAUGGCAUGUUGAUUGUUUCCGAUGUGCGAAAUGCAAGAAUCCGGUCACCACUGAUCGAGACGAUAUCCUGCUUUUGUCAGAUGGACAUCCGAUUUGUGGUCAAUGCAAUUACUCUUGUCAGAUAUGCAAUCUACCAAUCAUGGAAGAAGCUAUCAUGACAGGUGACGAAUCGUAUCAUGCUUCUUGUUUCGUUUGUCGGUCUUGUCGAACACCGAUUGCAGAAUUGGUAUUUGCCAAAACAAGUCAAGGUAUCUAUUGCAUGAAAUGUCACAAUCAAAGAGUUGCAAGAAGUAGACGACAUGCGGAAAAGAAACGAGCAGCGGCGGCAUUAGCAGCUGCAGGAGGUUCUGGUACCAGUAAUGCAAGCAUCACAGGCACACCUGAUCUCAACAAGACACCAACCACUCCUAGCGGCCAGCCACGUUUGCCUCCCAAGGAUGAUGCUACAUCUUCAACAUCCAAUGCAGCUGCCAAUCUCAGUCCUUACAUGCAAAGUAGUUCUUCUACCAAUCUGGGCAGACCUAGCUCGGCUGGAAAUGGAUCAAAAAGACCUGUAAAUGCACCUACGCCAUCUGCUCAACGCACCACCGAACGUCGACGUGAUGGGCCUGGCAGACCUUCUACUGCUGAGCCAUUCUCGAACGACUUGACUGCAAGUGUUGGCUCAUCCUCAGGUAUCUCACCUAGAAUGAAUGCACAGAAGCUUGCUCAACAAUCUACUUUGGCCAAAUUAGAAGGCAACAAGCCCGAUUCAGCGUCACCGCUUCUGGCAAGUGCGUUCGAACAAGCGGCUUCGACUGAAAAGCUGAAACAAUUGGCCGAACGAAACAAGGCAAGCGGAGAUGCAGAUGCUAGCAAGGGAAGCGACUCUCACGCCUCUGAAAAAGAUCAAAGCUCGCUAAAUGGGUCGCGCAAUCAUGCUCAUGACAGUCUGGAUCGCAGUUCUCCAAAGAGCGGAUUGUUGUCGGUAAAUCAACAAUCAACGGCUGAUUCGGUUGACGGGAAAAUACCAAAGUCAACAUCAAAGGAUUCUAGGCUGUCAAGAGCGUUUAGCUUCUAUGAUCCUGAUAUAAUUGGAUUGAUGGAUUCUUUCGGUAAAUUUGACAGCUAUGAAGAUUUCAGUUUAGAUAACGACCCGACAACGGGAAAAUCAAACGCAAAUCGUAAGCUUGAAGAACCUGCAUCUGAUUCACAUUCGAACACACCUGAUUUGAAUGAUAAGGCUAUGCAAAAUGCACACGACGCACAGAAAGGUGAUACAAAGAAGUCAAAAGAGGCCAAAGAGGAUCCCUCAUCAUCGCUGUCAAAAUUGUCUGAGACCAUGCGUAAAUCCAUUCAAAAAGCACAUGACGGUCAAGUCAAUAUGGACACUAACGUGGUGGAGAACAUGUUAGAUGAAUUAGAGGCCACUCGGGAUCGAAUGAAAACACUUCAGCGCAAGUAUGAGCGUAUUAGAAGGGCCAGUCAACAAGCUGCACAAGGCUUUUCGUCAGCACGAGAGGAAUACGAGCAUGAAGUGCAGGCAAGGUAUGAUGCAGAAGCUGAGAUGUUGAACUUGAAACGUCAACUACAUCUACAAGCUACCAAAUUGGCUGGCGUUGCGACAGAAAAGGACAAGCAUGAGACUUUGCAACGAAAGAACACCGAAGUGAAGACCUCGAUAAAGAGUAUGGAGAAAGACCUGGCCAAAUUGCAAGCCGAACGGGAUCUUGCAUUAGCUGAGAUCGAUACACUGCACAGCGUUGGAAAACAAGCACCUUCCAAUAGUAGUCAAGAAGAGACUGCUAAGCGUGAUUUGGUCGCACGCUUUGAAGGUAUCAAAGAAAAGUAUCGUCGUGAAAUUGACGGUCUAUCAGCCGAGCGUGAUGCUCUGUUGAUUGAGAUUGAAGAACUUCGACAAUCCAGAGACGUAUUUGCCGAUGAAACGACAGCAUUGAACGCCAAGAAUGAAGAACUGAAUGGUACACUUGCAUUACUGCAAAGACGUGUCGAACAUGCGCAAGUUUCAGACCAAACGGGAUCUUCUCAACCGGCUUCGAUGCCCUCUACUGCUCGUGCAGUUCAUGGUGGAUUCGGAUUUGGAUUCGGCGGUGCCAAGAAUGGCAAGGGAUCCGUCAGUGCGAAUGCCACCCCGACGAUCUCAGAUUCAAUGAUGACAAGCCAACAAGCAGGUUUUAUACCAGAUACCACAGAACAUUAUGCUAUCUCUGCGCCUAUUCCAGUAACAAAGGUCGAAGCUGCUCCAAGAAAGUUCAAAUGGAUGAAAGCACCCAAAUUAACAACGGAUUCAGCGCGAAGUGCCGGUCAACAUAUUGUUGCUGCCUUACCCGGUGUUUCACCACCGGUUCCUCCAAAGAGUGCAAAUGCAUCUUCUUCCUUUGGCAUGCAACAGCAGCAACACAAAGAUCAAUCAAGCGAUGCACAAUCGCACAACGGAUCGGGCGAGAUUGUUGUGAAAGAGCAUCUUUUCCAACCUUUCAACGUCUUGCGUCCAAUCAGAUGCUUCGCAUGCCAGAAGAAUAUGUGGGGUCAAUCAGAAUUGAAGUGUCAAUUUUGUGGACAGGCCUGCCAUGUUCGCUGUUUGCAAAACCUACCGAUCUCUUGCAAUCAACCUUUCUCGCGAUCUGAUGAAGCUAGUGCAGAUUCGCAGGGUCCUCCUGUAUUUGGACGUAAGUUGAGCGACCAUUUACAAGAAGCUGAUGGAGGCUCAAGAAGGGUUCCUCUUGUUGUGGAAAAAUGCGUAGAAGCUGUUGAGCUUCAAGGAAUGGAUUAUGAAGGAAUUUAUCGUAAAUCGGGUGGAACGUCUCAAUUAAAGAUUAUUCAACAAUUAUUCGAAAAAGGACAACAAUUCAACUUGAACGAUCAAGACCGUUUCAAUGACAUAAGUGCAAUCACCUCAGUUUUGAAGAAUUAUUUCCGUGAAUUACCCGAACCGCUUUUGACGUUUGAAUUGCACGAAAGAUUUAUCGAAUGUGUUGAAUCAAAGAAUAAGGAUCAAGCCCAAAAACGUUCAACGAUGCGCGAUUUGGUUCAUCUUUUGCCCACAGAACAUUUUGAUACGUUGCACUUCUUGAUCGAUCAUUUGUAUCGAGUUCGAUUACGCGCAGAUGAUAAUCGGAUGAGCAGUAGGAACUUGGGUGUCGUUUUCGGUCCAACAUUGAUGCGUUCUCAUGAUCCCGCUCAAGAAUUUGCACAUAUGGGCGGAAAGGCGAUGACGAUCGAAUUUAUGAUUGACAAUUCCGACCUUUUUGAUUGA